GAAAAGACAGAACCGAUUCCCUUGUACAUCAUUUACUGCCCUUCUCUCUCCGUCCGCCUGCGGCACACGCAAAAUCCUCAUCCCCUGACGCCGCAGCCCUGGUGAGUUCUUUGGCUUCUCUUCCAUUUCUCGUGUCUUUAUCGAUUUUGAUUGGCAUCACUCUUGGAGUUGGUGGAAUUAUGAUUUGGGCAUAAACCCAAUUUCAUCCGCUGUUGGCGAAUGCGCUGAGAAAUCGGAUGUGUUCGAAUCAAACGAUCUGAGGAGAAAAUCAGGCCGAUUUCGCCCUUCUUCAGAGUUGUUUUCCGUUUGCUUUUGGUGGGUAUUCCUUCUCGUUGGUUCCCAGUUUUGGAAACGCUCUCGAAGAGUUCAUAAAUUUCGCAAGCUUCCGUGUCCAUUCACGUGAAAUGUCCGAACUUCUCCCGUGCCCUGCUUAAAGUUCGCAACUUUUCGCAUGCCCAUGUAUCAAAGAGAUGAACUUUUCUUUUCUUUCUUCCCUUUUUCCCCAUUCGGUUGAGUGAAACCUCAUGCUUUGACAUGAAUUCGGCGACCCUUUUGUUGAAUUUCUAGCGGAAGGGCUGUGUCAGGAGGGCGAAAUUGAUGCAUGUGAGUCGACACGAGCUCCUUUAAUGGCGGUUUUGUCUUCCAUGAAGAGCCAUCAGUCCAGCGAAAUCCCAGAGGAUAGGCUAAGCAGCCUCCAUGACAGCGUUCUUUGCAGAAUCCUGAACCGUCUUCCUAUUGAGGAGGCGGUUCGGACCUGUGUAUUGGCCAGAAGAUGGAGAAAGACAUGGACCAACAUUACAGAUCUGCAGUUCGAUGAUAAGAAGCAAAGGGAUCAUGGAGAUAAUCGGUUUGUGCAGCUCGUUCAACAUGUUCUGCAUGGCGUCAGCAGUCCACAUAUAAACAGUUUCUGUCUGGAGUCGGUCAAUACCUGCGAAGAAUCAGUUCUUGGUCCGUGGUUAUCCACCGUUCUGAGCCGCUGUCUUCAGAGGCUUGCUAUCACUUGGUAUGAACCCGAAAGCUUAGACCUUUCUCCAUUCUUCGGUAGGUUUAGCUCUCUCGUGGAAUUGAGGCUCCGAGUGAAUAGCAUUCUUAACAUCUAUGGUCCAGUGAAACUCCCGAAUCUUCGGUUCUUUAGCCUUGAGGAUGCUAGAAUCUUUAACGUGUCUUCUGCCUCGGGUCAGCUCUGUUUCUGUCUCCCUGCCCUUGAAACUUUCGAAGCUUCUUAUUGCCAUUGCUUCGGGACCAGUAGCAUAGUCAUAGAUUCUCCAUGUCUCGAGCUUUUUGAGAUGAUCGAGUGUAGCUUUGAGCAAAUACCCGAUGGGUCUGGCAAUUGUCACAUCAGAGUCUUAGCUCCAAAUCUAGCGAAAAUUAUGUUUUCAGGCAGUCUUCCCCAGACGGUUUUCCUGUCCUUUCCAUUGUCGUUACCCGAUGCAUAUCUCAGCCUUGGCAAAUGGUGCUGGACCCCGAGCUUUCUCGAAGGCUUUUCAUGCGUUAAGAGCUUGGGUCUCGAGCUUAGCAACGAUUUCGGAACAGCGAAGGUGCCGAAAUUUAGACAGUUGGUUUACUUGCAUCUGAUCUACGACAUGGUGGAACAUCGUAAUCUGAUGAAGUUUCUCGAUCGAUCGCCAAAGCUCGAGAUGCUAAGCAUCCGUGACCUGGAAUCCGUGAAUCCGAUCUACCAUUCGUCGCUGUUCUCGAUUGAGCCACCGGAUUGCGUUAGAACCACGAUAAGGGUCCUGCAAAUCAGAAAUUUCAACGCCAGCUUGCAGCAAUUAACGGUGGUGAAGUAUUUUAUGGAGAAGGCCGAGAUUCUUGGACCGGUGAUCCUUUGCACGCCCAAGUAUACGCAUGUCCCCGAAGAAAUCAAAGCUCGGAUCUUGAAUUACCCCAAGGCCUCGGCCAAUGUCCGUGUUUUCUUCGAGUGAAGCCGUGCCGGAUUGUUGCUUGUUGCUUACAGAGAGUAUGAUUCCAUCUGAAACUUUUAUACAGAGAAAAGAGAUGUCUCUAUGUGAGUGAUGAUAUUGUUCCGAACCUCAAAAACAGUAUGUUCUUAAAUAAGUUGAUCCAACA
This is a messenger RNA of Tarenaya hassleriana, 2070 nucleotides long. RefSeq names its product F-box/FBD/LRR-repeat protein At3g14710. Gene Ontology annotation, molecular function: protein binding. The coding region runs from base 627 to 1925 and encodes 432 amino acids. NCBI's taxonomy places the organism in Eukaryota, Viridiplantae, Streptophyta, Magnoliopsida, Brassicales, Cleomaceae. The transcript is spliced from 3 exons. The record is from RefSeq and is a predicted model, not a curated record.